Heteronotia binoei (common prickly gecko) is the source of this 6060-nucleotide messenger RNA. RefSeq names its product pyruvate dehydrogenase phosphatase regulatory subunit (gene PDPR). The transcript has 18 exons. Bases 123 to 2762 code for a protein of 879 amino acids. The record is from RefSeq and is a predicted model, not a curated record. Gene Ontology annotation, molecular function: protein binding; oxidoreductase activity. NCBI's taxonomy places the organism in Eukaryota, Metazoa, Chordata, Lepidosauria, Squamata, Gekkonidae. Gene Ontology annotation, cellular component: cytoplasm; mitochondrial matrix; mitochondrion.
AAGGUGGACUGGUGCUAAUAUGACCUCCCGCUAAGGCGAAGGGCUUCCCGCUUGCAGUUGCAAAAACAACAGUGGGAAAUUAUCUGCGGGGCACUGGGGAUUGGUGACUGACUGGCAUUGCGAUGUUCCUUCGACUGUUGGCUGAUGUUCGGUGGCAAAGAGGCAGCCCAGGAUGGAGGAUUGUACCCGGUUCCCGACGCAGCAGUACAAGUGGAGCAGAACCUCACCUAGUGCCUCUUCCGAGUCAUGCACAGGUGGUCAUCUGUGGGGGUGGAAUCAUGGGCACGUCAGUGGCAUAUCACCUCUCCAAACUAGGAUGGAAGGACAUUGUUUUGCUGGAGCAGGGCAGACUGGCUGCUGGCUCAACCAGAUUCUGUGCAGGGAUUGUGAGCACCGCGCGGCACCUGCCCAUUGAGCUGAAGAUGGCCGACUACUCAAACAAGCUCUACCAACAGCUCGAGCAAGAGACAGGGAUAAAAACUGGCUAUGUGAAGACCGGCUCUGUCUCACUGGCUCAGACGCAGGACCGGCUGAUCUCUCUCAAGCGCAUUGCCUCACGGCUCAAGGUCAUGGGGAUCCCCUGUGAGGUCAUUCCACCAAGGAAAGUGGCGCAGCUCCACCCCCUCAUCAACAUCCAUGACCUGGUGGGGGCCAUGCAUGUUCCAGAGGAUGCUGUUGUAUCGUCUGCCGAUGUGAGCCUGGCUUUGGCACACGCUGCUUCUGUGAAUGGUGCCCAGAUCCAUGAGCGGACAAGUGUCAUCCACAUUGUCAGCCAGAAGGGCUGUGUGGCUGGAGUUGAGACUGACAGAGGAUCAAUUGAGUGUCAGUAUUUUGUUAACUGUGCUGGACAGUGGGCUUAUGAGCUGGGUCUUUCCAACGAGGAGCCGGUCAGCAUCCCGCUGCAUGCCUGCGAGCACUUCUACGUCCUGACACGUCCCUUGAAGUCGCCCUUGGAAAGCAAUAUGCCAAUUACUGUGGACCCCGAUGGGAGGAUUUACAUUCGCAGUUGGCAAGGGGGCAUCCUUUCGGGGGGCUUUGAGAAGAACCCAAAGCCUAUCUUCACGGAGGGCCGGAACCAGCUUGAGAUUCAGAAUUUACAAGAGGACUGGGACCAUUUUGAGCCCUUGCUGAGUGCCCUUCUUCGGAGGAUGCCAGGAUUGGAAAACCUGGAGAUCGUCCAGCUGGUGAAUUGCCCUGAAUCCUUCACUCCAGACAUGCGAUGCAUCAUGGGAGAGUGUCCGAAUGUGCAGGGCUACUUUGUCCUGGCUGGGAUGAACUCCGCUGGCACGUCUUUCGGUGGGGGGGCAGGCAAGUACCUUGCUGAAUGGAUGGUGAAUGGCUACCCUUCUGACAACGUCUGGCCCCUGGACCUGAAACGCUUUGGUACCUUGCAGAGCAGCCGCACCUUUCUUCGCCACCGUGUCAUGGAAGUAAUGCCCCUGAUCUAUGACCUGAAAGUUCCACGCUGGGAUUUCCAGACUGGCAGGCAGCUUCGUACAUCACCCCUCUAUGACCGGCUGGAUGCACAAGGAGCUCGGUGGAUGGAGAAGCAUGGGUUUGAGAGGGCCAAGUACUUUGUGCCACCUGGGAAAGAUUUGCUCGCUCUGGAUCAGAGCAAGACAUUCUACAAGCCAGACUGGUUUGACAUUGUGGGGGCAGAAGUCAAGUGCUGCAAGGAGGCAGUGUGCGUCAUUGAUAUGUCCUCAUUCACCAAGUUUGAAAUCAGCUCUACAGGGGACCAGGCCCUGGAGGUUCUGCAAUAUCUCUUCUCCAAUGAUCUGGAUGUACCUGUUGGACACAUUGUGCACACAGGGAUGCUCAAUCACAAUGGAGGGUACGAGAAUGACUGCAGCAUCGUUCGCCUGAACAAACGCAGCUUUUUCAUGAUCUCCCCCACUGACCAGCAAAUACAUUGCUGGGCCUGGCUGAAGAAACACAUGCCUGAGGACAGCAACCUCCUCUUGGAAGAUGUAACCUGGAAGUACACAGCUCUGAAUCUGAUUGGCCCACGUGCCGUAGAUGUCCUCUCAGAACUCUCCUAUGCACCAAUGACUCCGGAGCAUUUCCCCUCCCUCUUUUGCAAAGAGAUGAGUGUGGGUUACGCCAAUGGCAUUCGCGUCAUGAGCAUGACGCACACUGGAGAGCCGGGAUUCAUGCUCUACAUCCCCAUUGAGUACGCUUUGCACGUGUACAACGAAGUUAUGAGUGUGGGGCAGAAGUACGGGAUCCGGAACUCCGGCUAUUAUGCCCUCCGCAGCUUACGCAUCGAGAAGUUUUUUGCCUUUUGGGGCCAAGACCUGGAUGCUUUCACCACUCCCUUGGAAUGCGGGCGCGAGUUCCGGGUGAAACUUGAGAAGGGCACCGACUUCAUUGGGCGGGAGGCACUGAUGCACCAGAAGCAAGAAGGGGUCUACAAGCGCUUCACCAUGUUCAUCCUCGAAGACCACAAUACAGACUUGGACCUGUGGCCCUGGUGGUGUGAGCCUAUCUUCCGGAAUGGACACUAUGCGGGCCAGACCACCAGCAGCGCCUACAGUUACACCCUCGAGCGGCACGUCUGCCUGGGUUUUGUGCGGAACGUUGACCCGGAAACUGGUGAGGAGCAGCUGGUGACGCCUGACUUUGUCAACCGGGGGGAAUACGAGAUCGAGAUUGCCGGACACCGCUUUCAGGCCAAGGCGAAGCUCUACCCUUUCAGCUCCCUUUUCACGCCCCGCCGACGCAAGGACGAAAUGGAGUUCAGCGGUUACCAGGGAAAGUGAGACCUCUGCUGAAUGCAGGAGGGGUUGCCGACCCUUCCACCGCUGCUGGUUGGACUUGGUUUAGCCUCCUAGGUCUGUUACAUUUUUGUACGUUUUAAACCCUCCUCUUUUCCUUUCAUCAUUUUAAUCUCCGCAGCUUUCUGCUGCUCCCCGGAUAUCUUCCUACCUUCGCCACAGCCGCUGAGCUGCUCCAAGCUAAUGGGCAGGUGGACCGGCUUCUGCUUACGGGAUGUGGACAGUCACAUACUCAAACAGGGGCCUUGAGCACUCCGGCUUUCUUCUGGAGCUCUCUCUUUGGUUACAGCACUUAACAGCCAGCUGCAGAGCCGCCUUGCAGAAACACUCGGCGGUACGCCCUGCCCCCUGAUCCUAGUUGUUCACGGUUUUCCAUCUUCUGCUUUUUCCUGUCGAAGCUGUGAAGAAAUUAAGAGCAUUUCUUCACAUUGGGAGAGAGUGCCGUCUUUUGGGGCAGGUUCAUAUCUGCUAUCCUCCAGGCAAGAUUGGAACAGGAGGUGGGGGAAGAAAUGAUUUACGGAACAUUUGGGUUCUUUGAAGUGGAGCUGUCUGGAGGUGGUGGAAUGGCAUGCUUUUUCUUCCUCCCCCCCCCCCUUUUAUUGCCAGAAAUGCAUCUCCUCUUGCACAGGGUGUCUGCAGUCCUCAGUGUCUGUUUGAUUACAUAGUUGCAGUGGGUGAUGGUGUAUUUGCUGUACCCAGAAUCUUUCGGGGCAGCCACCUCUUCUCUGAUGUUUCUUAGCUUUGCCUGUAUUCGGUCUCAGGUUGGUUAUGCAGUAUAUUGGCUCUUGGAGGGGGAUGGCUUUGAGAGCUGCACCUCUUGGCAAUUUGGAGGGUGGUAUUGAAGGCCUGCCAUUGUGACUGAAGGUGGGGUGCUGGAAGUGGCCUGCUGCUUAGAAUGACCCCUGCUCCAUGGGUCCUGCCCUUCCUGUCUGUCUGUAUCUUUCACCUCCUGCUGUAUCCUCUGGACGGAUGGCUGCCUUUGUUCGUCUACAUUUCUCAACUCUUUUUCCUCUUCUCUUCCUAUCCCAGCACUGGCCCCAACUUCAGCUACCAGUGGAAGGCUCAAAUGCUCCGUACAGCCACACAAUACAGUCCACACGAGAUGUUCUCCUUCCUGGGAAAGCUCAAUGCUGGGGAUGGUUUUAAUGUAGGGCAUGUUUCCAAUGAAAGAUUCCCCUUCCCCUGCCUGUCAUUAAUUGGUGCUACAUUGGAAAAGAGCACAUUUACAUCGACUCCAAGAUCAACAAGUUGUUUACUGCAAACAGCUUGUUUCUAUUUGCAAACCCUUCAGUUUAUUCCCACCUCUUCCCAUCAGAUGCAUGACACCAUUCUGUUGGGAGGGGAUCAUUUCAAAGGGCCCCUACAUAGCUUUGCACCCUUCUGCUUUUUUUUUUUUGUUGCUCUGCAGUUCCUCUUUAAAAAAAACAAACAUGUCUGGACAGCUCGCUGUUACACAUUAUCCAGAUAAUAUUGCUUUACUGUUGUUGGCCUUUUGAAGAGAAGGUGAUCAAGACAUCCCAAUGUCCCUGCAUAGCAAAGAGAUGGAAGGGAUGUGACUGCAAGUUACCUUGGAGUUUUUUGAAAGUGGGGCUGGGGGCAGAACUAAGUCACAGCACUCAUGGCCACUGGAGCCAUCCCUUGCCCUGUCAGUUGAAACCAUAUUGAGUCUUUGGCAGAAGAAGCCCUGCUUCUUGAGUCAGGCCCAGAGGCUGCAUUUCGAGGCAGGCCAGGAAUAUAUAGCCCCAGACUGUAAAGCGGCCUAUGAAACUCUCUGCCUUUCACCCAAUCAGAUGCAUUGGAUGGAACUGCAGCAUGCCGGGUUAAAAGCACCUUCUUGGUUUCCCCUCGUCUAGUUUUGAUGCUUCCUAUGUUUAUCCGAGCCGAAUCUGGCCAGAUGAUAUUUUCCCCAGAGAGAUGAAGGCAGCUUGUAUACAGUGAAAGCAGUGGUUCCUCUUUGGCCCUUGUUCUAAUUAGUGCUGGAAGGUGUUGUGGCUUUUUUUAAAAUUGAAUUUUAAAUAACGUUUUGGACCAAAGACAAUAGGGUGGAGCAUAUUCAUGUAUGGAUGGAGAAGUGAAUCCCCUCUCAGCGCCUUUGUGGUUCUCUUAGACAAGUUUUUUUAAUCUCUCACCUAACACAAGGACUAAUUCUGAGUCCAGUUGCAUUUGCACCAAAGAACCAAGCUUUACAGGAGAAAUUUCAGUAGGUCACAAAGCUGAGGGGCUGGAUUCUGGCUCCGUACUGUACAGCAGAGUCUGCUGGCUACCCAGCAGUUACCCACGGGUUGUCAUUCUCUUCCCAAACAUCCUAGCUCAGCAACCACAGCCUUGUGAAGUCCUGGUCUCAGCUGUACAUGCUGUCAUACUCUGGGUUGGAUCCAGUGAUCCCUCCCGAGAAGAUGCUUCUGGUUGUGAAUCUUUCUCAUGUUACCUCCCACCCCUUGCAGUCCCAUCUGACCAGGGGAAAGUUCAUUUCUGGGAUCAUGGUAUCCGUAGUGUGCAAAAAGGAAACAGGCUAAAUCACCCUUCCUGCCUCUUCCCCUUGCAUUUCCCCUGCGGACUGUUUUAGAAUAUUCCAUAGCUGCCAAUGUACAUCCUUUUCCUCCUCCCCUCCCAGAAAGUCCUCCAUGAGUCACUCCUUUUUUUUUUUAAAGUCUCACAUGCACUUUAAACAUGUUGGCUCAUUUUGGUAUUGAAUGCCAGCUCUCCAGGAUCACCUGUUCCUUCCAAGAAUCAACUCCAAAACUGGUGGAGGAUUUUUUUAUUAUUAUCAUUGUCCUCAUUAGUAAAUUAACAGCUCUUGCCAGCAUCUCUUCUAUGGGACAGGCAGUGGAGAUCCAAAGCAGAGCGAAACCACCUCCUUACCUUUGGAGUGCCUUAUGCUCACGGAUGCUGGGAGACUGGGCCCCGGCUCAGCUCCAUCCCAUGUACUUGAUUUCUCCACCUCCUCCAACGGGUGCUUUUUAAGCCUUCCUGAGUUCCAGGAGGCAGACGGCACAAAUGGCAGUUGCCAUCAUCUGUGCCUUUUGCAGAACGUGCUCCUGCUUGGACUGUGGAAAGAGGCGGCCAUCGGAGGUGCUGGACCAGCUUUUCUGAGUGAAGCCAGCCCUGAGAACUGCCAUUCCAGAGUGCACAAAGGGGCCACCGGCUUCCCAUCCGGUCAAUGCUUUUAGCCCUACUAGGAAGCCAUCAUGUCCCAUCAUGCAGCACUUCAGCAGCUCUCUUCUGUUCCAUGUUGGUUUCCAAUGCUACCUAGUGUGUUUAUCAAUAAAGAGCUGUUUAACUA